Trichomonas vaginalis G3 is the source of this 978-nucleotide messenger RNA. RefSeq names its product 3'(2'),5'-bisphosphate nucleotidase protein. Gene Ontology annotation, biological process: sulfate assimilation. The coding region runs from base 1 to 978 and encodes 325 amino acids. The record is from RefSeq and is a predicted model, not a curated record. The transcript has a single exon. NCBI's taxonomy places the organism in Eukaryota, Parabasalia, Trichomonadida, Trichomonadidae. Gene Ontology annotation, molecular function: 3'(2'),5'-bisphosphate nucleotidase activity.
AUGAAUUUUGGGACUUGGGCUCCAGAAAUCAAUGCAGCAAUUAAUAUUCUAAAACCAGCAAUAGAUAUCUCGCUUGUUGGCCAAGAAAAAUUAAGAAAAGCUGAUAUUGAAACCAAAAAUGACGGAACAGUUGUUUCCAUUGUAGAUUUUGCAUGUCAAUCAGUGAUAAUGGAUGGACUUAAAAAGAAUUUUCCGAAAGAUUCAGUACUCGGCGAAGAAGAUGUUAGAAAAAUUGAUGAUAAGUUCUUAAAUCAUGUCAAAUCCUUAUUACCAGAUGACAUUGAUCCAGUAUCUACUUGUUCAUCAGCCAUUACAAAGAUAUCCGAUAAAGAUGAAAGAACCUGGGUUAUUGAUCCAAUUGAUGGAACCUAUGGCUUUGUUAAUGGUGGAAACUUUGCUAUUGCUAUGGCUUUACUUGUUAAUCGCCAUGUUGUUUGCUCCGCAGUUGCUUGGCCACGUCAUGAUGUAAAUUCAACCGGACUCAUCGAUUUUGAAGGCCCAGCCAUAUUCGUAUCUUCAGAAGGUUAUGGUGCAUACGCUAUGGACUUGAAAGGACAUUGGAAGAAGCUUACCAAACCAGAUAAUCCCGCAUUUCGAAUUAUUCAUACGAAACAGAAACAAGGAAACGUUGUACAACUAUUUGAUUACGUUAAGCAGCACCUAGGAAUUACGGAUGAGAUUGAAAUGGUCUCUAUGACUAAAGGAUUUGUGUUGGCAACUGGAAAUGCGUGCGCAUUCUUCAGAGUUCCAUGGGAUUCAAACGAAGAGCACGUUUGGGACAUUGCUCCGUUUGAAUUGCUUGUUCGCGAGGCUGGAGGAUUCGCGACAACAGGAACAGGAAAAGAAAUUUUGUACAGACAAAAUGCACGUGUUGAAGGUUCUUUGGACGGCCUUGUAUUCACGAACAGAGACAAGGAAUUCCAUAACAAGGUAGUGGAAAUACUACAGGAAGCUCUUGCAAUGUUCAAAUGGUAUUAA